This is a messenger RNA of Rubroshorea leprosula, 1636 nucleotides long. Lineage: Eukaryota; Viridiplantae; Streptophyta; Magnoliopsida; Malvales; Dipterocarpaceae. The record is from the annotation of a GenBank genome assembly.
GCAGAAGCAUAGGUAAACUAGAACUGCAACAUCUCGUUCGAAUGAUGAGGGAGUCUCGACGCUAUGGCCAUGCUCUAGAGGAAUUAAUGAACAAAAUAUAAGCAAGCUUUGAUUCAGCAAUGGUGACUUUCAGCUUGCUUUUCACAGGAUAUCUCAGUGGAUGACUGAUCGCCAGUACUUCACAUUAUCACCUAGUGACAUUGCAAUUAGGUUGGAUUUAAUCCACAAAGUUCAUGGAUUGGACCAUGCAGAAAAUUUCUUCAACAAAGUUUCAAAUAAUCUGAAAACCAGUAAAAUAUAUGGUGCUCUCCUUAAAUGUUAUGUGCAAGAAAAAUCUGUCAAUAAAGCAGAAGAUGUAAUGGAAAAAAUGAGAAAGAUGGGUGUAAUUGCAUCAUCUUUUCCUUACAACUGGUUGAUAUCCUUGUAUGCUCAUAGUGGAGAAUGUGACAAGAUUGACAUACUGGUGCAAGAAAUGGAAAGAAAGGGGUUUCCUCAAGAUACAUAUACAAUGACAAACAGGAUGGCUGCUUAUGUAGCAGCAUCAAACAUUGUUGGGAUGGAGAAGAUUUUAAAUCAGAUGGAGGACAGUCCAGAAUUUGUGGUUGGUUGGAAAUUGUAUUCAAUUGCAGCACUUGGGUAUCAAAAAGUUGGGUCGAUUGAAAAGUCAAUAAAAAUGCUGAGGAAAAUGGAGGAGAUGAUGCCACUAAGAAGAAGACCAACACUUGACUUUCUUCUUACUCUCUAUGCAAAUAUUGGUGAGAAGGAUGAGCUUUUACGAGUUUGGAAAACAUUCAAGCCAGCAAAUGAACAAAUGGACGAAUUAUACUGCCACAUGAUUACAUCUCUCGCGAAGCUUGAUGAUCUUGAGGGUGCUGAGAAAAUAUUUGAGGAGUGGGAAUCCCAGUGCACAAUGUAUGACUUUCGGGUAUUGAAUAGGCUUCUUGUUGCUUACUGCCGAAAUGGUCUUUUGGAGAAGGCUGAAUUAGCAGUAACAAAAGCUGUUGAAGGAAGGACGCCUUAUGCUAGUACAUGGAAUAUCUUAGCUAUGGGGUAUAUGGAACAAAAGCAAAUAGCAAAGGCAGUUGAGAUGUUGAAAAAGGCAAUGUCCGUUGCAAGAGGAGGAUGGAGGCCACACCCCACAACAUUAACUGUCGCCUGCCUGGAUUAUUUGGUGGAGAAAGGAGAUGUGGAAGUAGUGGACGACAUAAUAAGGUUUUUUAAGAACUCAGGCCCUUUGACAAGGGAUAUAUACCACAGAUUGCUAAGGUCCUUCAUCAAAGCUGAAAAAUCAGUUUCUGAGGUUCUUGAUCAGAUGAAAAUGGAUGGAUUUGAUACAGAUGAAGAAACAGAAAAAAUUAUUAAAACUGGGUCAAGUUAGUAGCCAGUUGGAGUGAAUUCUAAAACUUUAUGUUGAAUCAGUUUUGCAAUCCCUUCCAUCAACAGAGAUUCAAAAGCCAAUUAUAGUAUCUUUUUCUUCAAGAUUUUUCCUGUUCUUUGUCACUGCAUUUUCCCAAAUUUAAAACAUAAAUGUUCAUUGCAAUUAAAGUUAUCAUCUCGGCAGCCAACCAAGUUGUUCUCUCUGGUUGUUGAUCAACACCAUGUACCUUCCUGAUAUAAAUGAAGAUUGAAUCAGUUU